AUGAAAUAUGGCCACCGGCUAGUGGUAGUCCCGAUCGAGCAGGCGCGGCCAGCCUCAGGGCCAGUACGCACGCUGUCGCAAAAUUGGCUACUGGCCGUCGAGGCUGCGCAGCAGGGGUUCGAGACAAACCCACUCUACUACCUGCUGCACGAGCCAAUCUACUGCGACGGCCCGGGCGUCUCCUCGCGCUGGGCGGCAGAGCGCGUACAGGCGUCCCUCGGCCCGGCGUGGGACUACACGACGAGGCUGGAGGCCGGCGCCGAGCCGGUGCUCCUGACUGGCGAGAUGGUCUUCUCGUGGAUGGCGGACGACUAUGCGUGGCUGAGGCCGCUGAAGGGCGCGGCCAACUUGCUCGCCGCCAAGGAGGACUGGGGGCACGUGUAUAACCGCUCCGCCCUCGCGUCGGGCACGAGUCCGGUGGCGGCGCUGGUUGCGUAUGACGAUGUCUACGUGGAGCGCACCUUCUCAGAGGAGACAGCAGAACUUCUUGGCGGCUUCCCGCGCGUCCGUUUGUGGGUGAGCAACUACUUUCAGCACUCUGGCAUCUCGGACCACCCCGACGCCUUUCUCAAGCUGGACGAGAUGGGGCGGUGGGACGAGCCGCAGCUGGUGUGA
Molecule: messenger RNA, 615 nt
Organism: Emiliania huxleyi CCMP1516
Lineage: Eukaryota; Haptophyta; Isochrysidales; Noelaerhabdaceae
Product: proline iminopeptidase
Exons: 1
Coding region: 1-615 (204 amino acids)
Source: RefSeq, a predicted model, not a curated record